Molecule: messenger RNA, 646 nt
Organism: Nerophis lumbriciformis (worm pipefish)
Lineage: Eukaryota; Metazoa; Chordata; Actinopteri; Syngnathiformes; Syngnathidae
Product: fibroblast growth factor 1-like
Molecular function (GO): growth factor activity
Source: RefSeq, a predicted model, not a curated record
AGGGACCACUCGUAUAUAAGAGGUGGUGUUUAUCUCAACUUCCUGUUUGCCGUCUAACGCGCCCCAGGUGACACGAGCGGCUCUCAGCCGCCGGAACAACGCCGCGUCUCGGCCCAGCCACGAAGCCCGCUGAGGAUGUGUGACGGGGACCUGAGAGUGCUGCCAAAAUCCUCUCUGGACGUGUCCUGGCAAGAGAACAGGACUCUGAGCAGACUUCACUGCAGGAACGGAGGACACCAACUGAGGAUCUCGCCUGAUGGGAGUGUGGAUGGAGGCAGGCAGGACAAUGACCCCUAUGACGUCCUGAGGCUGAAGGCUGUGAGCGCGGGCGUGGUGGUGGUGAUGGGGGAGAACACGGGAAGAUACCUGGCCAUGAACACCAACGGAAGCCUCUAUGGAUCAGUCACCAUCAACGAUGAGUGUUACUUCCACGAGAAGUACGAGGAGAACCAUUACAACACGUACUGCUCCAAGAAGUACAGCUGGUACGUGGGGCUGAAGCGGAACGGCAAACCCAAACCGGGACCCAAAGCUCUUUGGGGUCAGAAGGCCAUCUUGUUCCUGCCGUUGUCAGCGGACGCGCGCCACGACGUCAACGUUCCGUGAAAAAUACCGUCAGGACCAGCUAGGAAAAAAAAACUAGAAU